UGAAGGAUCUUGGUUGUUCAUCCAGCUUGUCACCAGUGCUCUGAAAGGCUCUAGCUUUUGAGGUCCAGAAACAUUACUGCUUGACAGCACAAAUGGAACUAGAAAUACAUCAGAGCUCCACAAACGACAAAGUGGCCCACCCUCAGGAGCCUCACCAUUCCUCUGAAAAGCCAGUCAUCCACUGCCAUAAAUGUGGGGAGCCGUGUAAAGGUGAAGUGCUCCGUGUUCAGGCCAGACACUUUCACAUCAAAUGCUUCACCUGCAAAGUAUGUGGCUGUGACUUGGCACAAGGAGGGUUUUUCAUUAAGAAUGGGGAGUACCUUUGCACCUUGGAUUACCAACGCAUGUAUGGCACCCGCUGCAACGGCUGUGGGGAGUUCGUGGAAGGUGAAGUAGUGACAGCUCUGGGAAAAACCUACCAUCCAAGCUGCUUUGCCUGCACUGUUUGCAAGCGUCCAUUUCCACCAGGAGAUAGAGUUACCUUUAAUGGAAGAGACUGUCUCUGUCAGAUGUGUGCUCAGCCAAUGUCCUCCAGUCCAAAGGAACUGUCUGCUUCAGGCAAUUGUGCUGGAUGUGGAAGAGACAUUAAAAAUGGACAAGCCUUGCUAGCUCUGGAUAAGCAGUGGCACCUGGGAUGCUUUAAGUGCAAGGCCUGUGGGAAGGUCUUAACUGGGGAAUACAUCAGCAAAGAUGGAAUUCCUUACUGUGAAAAGGACUAUCAAGUUCUUUUUGGAGUCAAGUGUGAAGCAUGUCACCAGUUCAUUACUGGGAAAGUUCUAGAGGCAGGUGACAAGCAUUAUCAUCCAAGCUGUGCACGAUGCAGCAGGUGCAACCAAAUGUUCACAGAAGGAGAAGAAAUGUAUCUGCAAGGUUCCACUGUCUGGCACCCCGACUGUAAGCAAUCUACUAAGACAGAAGAUAAGCUACGGCAUUCCUCAUCUGAGUUCUUUUAUCCAAAGAGUCUGGUUCUGCGCAGACCACGCUCUGCAGAGCCUACAAGAACUUCAUCAGAAAGCAUUUAUUCCAGACCAGGUUCCAGUAUACCUGGCUCUCCAGGCCAUACUAUCUAUGCAAAAGUAGACAAUGAAAUCCUUGAUUACAAGGAUUUAGCAGCCAUUCCCAAAGUCAAGGCCAUUUAUGACAUUGAACGUCCAGACCUAAUUACUUAUGAGCCAUUCUACACUUCUGCCUACGAGGACAGACAGGAGAGACAGAGUCUUGGAGAGUCUCCGAGGACAUUAUCACCCACCCCUUCUGCAGAAGGUUAUCAAGAUGUUCGAGACCGCAUGAUUCACAGGUCUACUAGUCAGGGCUCCAUUAAUUCUCCUGUGUACAGUCGUCAUAGCUACACACCCACCAUGUCACGAUCCCCUCAGCACUUCCACAGACCUGGCAAUGAGCCGUCCAGCGGUCGGAACUCCCCUGUCCCCUAUCGGCCCGACAGCCGCCCUCUCACUCCAACUUACGCUCAGGCCCCUAAACAUUUCCAUGUUCCAGAUCAAGGUGUCAACAUUUACAGAAAACCACCCAUCUACAAGCAACAUGAUGCAGCUGCUUUGGCAGCACAGAGCAAGUCCUCCGAGGAUAUCAUCAAGUCCUCCAAGUUCCCAGCUGCUCAUGCACCAGCACCCAACGAGAUACCAAAGAUUGAGACAGACCAUUGGCCAGGUCCUCCCUCUCUUGCUGCCAUAGGAGCUGACAUGAGACGCAGAUCAAGUGGAAGAGAAGAAGAUGAUGAGGAGCUACAGAGACGCCGACAGCUGCAGGAGGAGCAGCUCAUGAAGCUCAACUCUGGUCUGGGACAAUUGAUAUUGAAAGAAGAGAUGGAAAAGGAGAGCCGUGAUAGGUCAGCCCUUUCUGCCAGUCGUUAUGAUUCUUCAGCACAUGCUUCAGCCUCCAAAACUUCUUCUCUCCCUGGCUAUGGAAAAAAUGGGCUUCACAGGCCGGUGUCUACAGACUUUGGUCAGUACAACAGUUAUGGGGAUGUGAGUGGUGGUGUUAGAGAUUUCCAGUCCCUUCCGGAUGGUCAUGUCCCUGGAAUGAGAAUGGACAGAGGAGUAUCUAUGCCUAACAUGUUGGAGCCAAAGAUUUUUCCAUAUGAAAUGCUCAUGGUGACCAACAGAGGGCGAAAUAAAAUACUAAAAGAUGUAGACAGAACCAGGCUGGAGCGUCACUUAGCACCUGAAGUUUUCCAAGAGCUCUUUGGCAUGACGAUACAGGAGUUCGACAAGUUACCUCUCUGGAGACGCAACGACAUGAAGAAAAAAGCAAAGCUCUUUUAAUCUCCCUUUAAACAACCCAACAACAAGGAAAAUGAUGAGUAGGAUAUCGCAUCAUGCAAUCCAAACUAUUUGGAAUCGACUACUUAGCCACCAGAAAACCAAAAGGGAAAAUCACAUAGCGACACCUCUGUAUGCAGCAAUUGAACAAGCUGAAUGUUUGUCCUCCUGGAACGCAGGGAGAAAAUACCUGGGCUCAGAAACAAGGAUAGUCUGUAGAGGUGUCAACCCUGUUACAUGAUAUUACACAAGAUAGGAAACUGUUUUGUUCUUCUCCCUCAAUAUUCCAUUUACUGCUCUCCAAAAUAUGAUGGACUUCAUUGCUAGUGCCAGAAAGUGCCCUUAGGAUGCCUUGUAGACUAAAGUAGAUGUAAUCACUCCAAGAACUGGAAAAGAAUAUAUAUAUAUAUAUAUAUAUAAAUAUAUAUAUACAUGUAUGUGUGUUUGCUUGUAGGCACACGUGUAUUUAUAUCUACCCAUCUAUCUAUAUGUCUGUGUGUAUAUAUGUGUAUAUAUCUGGAGAGGAAGAUGAGAUGCUCUGUAGUGAAGGAAAAAGCCCUUGGUAGCUUCUCCUCCUGAUCACAUUAAGUCUUUCAUGCAACAGAUUCUUAAUUGGCACUGUUUUGAAAUGGCAAUCUCCUUUCUGUGAUGCACCAAGGUGUGUCUGCCUCUGGUGGGCAAAGGUGGACUCUCUGCUCACCUACUGGACAUACCAGUUCAAUUUCUGGAAAAUGGACUCCUUGUACUUGUAUAUAUUUGCUAGGAUUUAGGAAGUGAAUUGCUGUCUGUGUUGUUGUUGGUCUUCCCUCUUUCAGACUUUCUGCUUGAAUUAAUAAGGCUGGAGCUUAACCAGCCCUUUGAAUAAUUUAAGAUCACUUAAGUAAUGGGAAUGAUGGAGAAGAGGCAGUUUUCUUGUGACUCAGUCCAGGAGAUGGGUGGAUGGGGGUGGGAGUGAGAGUGAAAAAAUGCUUUUUGUUAAGUGUGCCCUGGUUCAUAUCCAGAGAUUUUGGGACAGACUCCCUGCUAGUUAUUGCUAGUACAGCUCAUCAGACUGCAGUGGAGUUGUAGGAUUUUACAUCAGCAGGGAAGAUGGUUCUCUGCAAGCUGACACACAAAUUCAUCCCUCUUAGGGAGGAAUGUUUAAGAGUUAAAAGGUACCAUCGAGGUGCCACACUCUGCCAAUAGAGGCUUUUUGAUUAAAUUGCAGUUGCUGUUGUCAGUAUGGCACAGUGCAUGGGGCCAAGCACUCUUUUUAGUUGUAGUUUUUCACUUGUGCUUGGAAAAGAGGGCACAGACUCUUUUGGUUUGGUUUGGUUUACUUUUUUUCCCCCUCUCUUGAAGCAUCAAAGCUCCAGCCUUGGUUGUUUUUAUUUCCCUUUGUGCCUGACUUGGUUUUUGAAGACAAAGUAAUCAUGCAAGACAGUUUCUGAGCUGUGUCAGAACUCCUUAUUGCUUUCAGUCUUCUUCCAAUAUGCUGCAGCUUAAAAAACUGCCUGUAUAUACCUUAACUGCUUCUGGGCAAGUCCUGUACAGAGGAGGAUGUGAGCACCAAAGCAACUGAACGAAUGCAUUGUGGCUGCCAGGCCAGCUUUUUCUCUUCCUUGGUGCUUAACUGCCAAUGCAUACUGCACUAACCAGCCCAUCUCCUGGUAUAGGAGAGGGUCCUUUAGGUUCUGUGUCUGUCAAAGAAAUAUCAAGGUUUCAUUUUUAAUGCAGAAACUUUUGGCACUGGAGACAUCAGAACCUUUGUAACUUUUGUUAUAUAAGACAUUGGUGUUAAAAUCUGGAAGUCAGGGAGGCGAAACAGUCCUGUGUAGUUGUGAGAUUCAGUACCACCGUGUUGAGUUCUCAAUAUCACCAAAUGGCAUUUCACCACAGCGUGUGCAGGACAGCCCAAAUCCUGCCUCUUCUUUGCUGGUUUAGAAGGUCCUGCUGCAAAAGACACUGUUGCUCUUUUGAUAAAGUCUGAGUUGAAGAUUCAGUAUAGGAGAGACAGAUGUGAGGGGUCAGCACCUGCUCCAUGUCCCAAGAGCCAAGGGAAUGGUGAGUCUAUGGGACUCGCUGAACAGUAUGCAACCAUGCAGAUCUGGCAUCAUGGUCUGCACUGAACAGAAGCCUUCAGUACAAUUGUGAGUAAGCUCCCUGGACACUGCUGAGAUUGCAGCAAGGAUCAAGUCAACAGAUGGUACUUUAUUUCUCAGAACAAGCAUCUGAAAGGAUUUCAGAGAAACACUGCAAAGUAAAUGGGAGCGUUAGGGAUGCUGGCAGUUUGAGAUGCACUUUUGAAUGACAGCUGAAGCCAAAUCCAUAUGAUGAAAGAACAGCAGCGCUGUACCAUCAGAGGCUUUGUGAAUGCUGCAAUCUCAGAAAUGCAGUGUUUGACUCCUGCAAACUAUGGCUUGACUUAGAGAUGAAUGCUUAAGUUUUAAUGCAUUUCAAGUAUUAAAAUUCUCCAAAUUCUGUCAGCCCCCAUUCUGUAAACAAAACUGUACUGCUGCCUCUCAAAUGCAGUAGGCAAUAUGGGUCUUUUAGCCCAAGUCACCUUGGCAGUAAACCUUUUUGAUCUGAAGACUUGUUUUCUCAAGGAUGUGAACUGCCAGUCUGCAUUUUUCUGUCCCCAUCUCCAGAUUACUGUUGAACUUCUCGUAUCAUACAUGAAUACAUUACCCAGUCAUUUCAGAAACAACUAAGCCAGGUUGUUUUCUCUCCCCUCCCUCCUCUAAAACAACAACAACAAAAGUUAAGAAAAGAUGGAACUCAGUCCCUCCUAGCCUGUGAAGGGUGACAGAAUAAAUUUAUCUCAAGUGAGAAUUUAAAACUGUGAUUGCAGCUUGAGAAGCAAUGAAGAGAUGCCAGCUUAGAUGCUGCAGAAACAAUCCUUGGAUGGAUUUUUAGGCCACUUCUGGUUUGCAUCUCUUGCUGUAGGCCAUAGUCAGUCAAUUCACAGCCUUCUGCACUAGACAAUGCUGCUUUAUUUCUGAUUGAGAACAUGAAGGGGUUUCUGAGCUUCAAUUUCACUCCCAUGGUUAAUUCCCAUUAACUGUGUGAUGUAGACAUGGGCCAAGUAAAUGCACCUAAGGAGAUUGGCUGUCCAUAAACGCCAGGAUGCAGCCAGCCACAGGGUGUGGGUGUGUUUUCUGCAGUGGGCUAUUAGCAAUUGUCACUACAACAUCUUCUGUUCUUUCAUCUAGUCCUGCCACCUAGUAGAAACGUAGCCCCAGGGAGAGUUACCUUUGUAAGCAACGAAUCAUUUCCCUAGAAUCAAUAGAGCAGCAUCUUCUUGGGCAGUUCUUUGUAAUUCCACUCUUCAAUAUUCCCUUAAAACAUAAUCAGGGAUUGGACCAGGUAAUCCUUAAAGGUCCUUCCUAACCCAAAUCAUUCCAUGUUUCUAUGAAUAUGCUUUAACUGCAUGCUUUUAUUCUCCUGCAAAGCAUUUGAGCUUCUGAUAAAGUCCCAUCAGACUCAGUGCUAUCAAGAGAAGAUCAUUGUCAAGAGCACUGACUGUGGAUUGGUUUCCCACUUUUCUCUGUUUCAGGAGUGAUGCAAGAGCAAAGACCUAUCAAAACAUUGCAAAGUAACUACAAGUUUGCAAAAUAGGAUGAUGAGCAUGUGCAGGUUCUCAAACACAGAUGCACUUACAGCAUGCACACUUCCUAUUUGGAGGUGAAAUACUACGUGAGUACUUAAACUGGAACUUCCAAACAGCACAUAGAGUUGGAGAGUUAGAUAGUGGCCAUUAAGUUAUGAUGGUUGUUGCUAGUGUAUGUGCUGGUAUCUGGGGGGACUGUGGAUACCUGUGAUGGAUUGACUGCACAAAAGGCAAGGACAGGUUCCCACACCAUAGAAGUGCCAGGCUGGCCACAAGUGGCAGAAUUUAAAAGGCCUCCUCAAGUGUAUGUGAACAUUUGUAGCAAGCAUCUCUGGCAGUGUUUAGAUGGAAGGGUAAUAGCCCUGUGUGGUGAUCUCCAUAUUAAUGAAGACUCCAGAGAUCUGAUUUACUGGGUGUUUGUGUCCUCUCUAGAUACUGGUCUGAUCAUUUCCACAUGAACAGGUAGGGAACUGUUCUGCAUUAGAGCAAGUACAGCUGGCCAUAGCCUCUACACCUGUGCCUUAACUUAGGGUAAGGUCCAGCCAACUGUGAGGCAGAGGCUGAAGUAAAUAUGUUGCUCAUCAUCUCUAAAGACAGUAGAAUUAAGCCAACUUGCAGAGCAGAUCUGGAAAUUACUAAACUGUCCACUAUUUCUCAUUGAAGCAAUGUGAUCCAUUGUGGUCUCAGUUCUGGAAGCUAAAUGUAGCAUCUCACCUGUGCCAGUGGCCUACCCUUGACCUGCUAAACUUUCUGUACCACGGAAAGAGUAAGUUCUCGUGAAGAGCAAGUUCUUUGGGUUGGUUUUUUUUCCCAAGUCUUUGUUAUCAUUGAAUCAACCAGGUUGGAAGAGACCUCCAAAAUCAUCCAGUCCAACCUAUCAGCCAGCCCUGUCCAAUCAGCUAGACCAUGGCACUAAGUGCCUCAUCCAGGCAUUUUUUAAACACCUCCAGGGAUGGCAAUUCCACCACCUCCCUGGGCAUCUCAUGCUGACAAUCAUUUAAGGCAGGUUUUUACAGGCAUCUCCUAGUUUUCAGUUUGGUCAGUAGCCUUUCAUGAACUAAUGACUUGUGAUGCCUCAUGGACAAAGCUGCAGUGUGCUGUGAAAGGUUAGACUUGGAGAACAGGACGUUUCUUAAUAGCUGUAUGUGGGGCAAGAUAGCUCUGUGGUUCCAAGAGUGGUUUUACUUCUGUCAAGAUAGAUAUCAUUUCUCUUGAGAAAGUCCUGCAGUGCCAAGUCAGUGGGCCUAGCACUGAAGGACUUGCUGCCUUUUCCCUGCUGCACUUUGGACUUUCCAAGCCAUGCAGUUCAGAUGUCCUGCUGUUCAGAGGAGGACAUUGGGAGACUCCUGUUAAAGACUGUUAUGCUGAAAUUAGACACAUUGUGAACUGAAAUCCCUUUCCACAAGCCAUGCUUCUUUCUCCUGGUCAGGUAGUAUCAAUAUGGAGAUGGGUUGAGUUCUGGGAAAGAGGAGGGCUAGCAUAAGCUUGGUUUCUCCAGGGUUUGCCUGGGUAGUGCUUAGCAGCCUUAGAAGAAAGUGCAGACAUAAAUCUGUGGCACCUAUUUUAAACUUGGGGGAAGCCAAUUCUGGAGCCCAUAGCUUAUGAGCAUCUACACAGAAAUUAAUGGUAUGAAGCUUGUUACAACAAGUGACAGAAAAGACAACCCCCUAAGCAGUAAAAAAACCCAAAUCACCCCACACACAAAGGAAAACAAAAAAUAUUCUCUAAACUUACAUUGGAAUGACUUAUCUUGGCUCAUCCUGACUUAGGUGGAGAUCUUGGCAUAUUUGGGCCAUAACCUCAUCAAACAGAAUAAACAGAAACCAGCCUUUCCCCCACUCUGUGAUUCACUGCUUUUCUCCAGAAUGUAUUUGAGGAGGAGGAUGUCUACAUCCUGGAAGUUACCUAUGACAGUGAAAAAUACCAGUCAGUGAUGAUGAUGCACAUGCAGGAAACAAGAAUAUCAUCUCUUCUUUCCAUGUUGGAGAGAUGCUUAGGGUUUGACUUCACUGUUCCCUUCCCCAUUUAAUUAGCCCCAGGUCAUGGUCCAGCUCAUUCCCUGUCAAACGUUUUGGCCCUGUAAACAUACAUGCUAGAGUCCAGCAUAGUCUUCAGCAUAGAUACAUAGCAAAGGCUUGACAAGAUGUGGUAUGUUCUACCCCAUUGCUACAUCAGACCUAGAGAAAGGUACUGAGCACUGUGAGAGCAGUAAUGCAGAGACACCGACAUUGAUGUGGGUUGCAGAUCUGCUGUAGCUGGUGAGUUUUGCCUUGGGAUUUCUCCCACACCUCACUUAGUGCACAAAAAUGCAGAGUUGUCAGUCAGACAGCUUUGCUGCCAGGAGCUAUGUGAUGCUCACAUUUGACAGGGUGAGAAUGGGUAUUAUUAAUUUUAAUGUAAGCAUCAGUGCAGGAAGUGGGACUGGAAUCGGUCAUUAAUGUUGUUUGCCUGUAUGCAAAAUGGAUUAUUUGUUGCCCAAAGGGCUUCUAAGAGGGAAGUAGAUUCCUGCUAAUGAUUUCCUGAAAAUUGCUUGUCUGUGUGAAGAGGUAACACUUCCACAUGCAUUGCUGUCUUUCUUUGGAGGUAAAAGCCAUCAGUGAAGACAAGCAGUAACUUGUUUUGUCAGGACCACCACAGUUAAUACAGGUGUUGCUCCCAGGACAUAGAAAGCUGAGGCCCACAAGACCUUGCUCCUAGGCAUUAGGAAAUGAAGCAUUUCAAGCAGCAGAAGCAACUAUGGGAAUUUCAGUGGUGCCUUACCAGGCUGAGUCUCUAGCUCCCUUAGGCUUUUUGACAGGUCUCACUGGACACUUGCCUGGGCUUUUGUCACUGAGCAUCCUUCAGAAAGCACUUCCCUCCAGAUGUAGAACCACUGAAAUCAGAGGAGGCUCUCACUGACAUCUGCACAGGUUGGAGCAGGCUCUUCCUGAAAGGUCUCUGGCUGCUGUGUGUGCCCACAGCGAUGACAUUUGUGUGUCAUUAUCAGAUCAGUCCUGUCCAAGCAGUGCAGCUUGGUCACUGCUGCCAACUCUUCCUGUAAGAGGGCCUUACAGAUGGGGGCUGCUUUUUCUUUUGCCUUUUUGUUUUUUUCUUUCUUUUUAAGCUUUGGAAACUGAAACUACUUUUUCAAAGAUAUCUUUUCCUUUAAAUCAGUAGGUUUUGGCAGUAGGCUUUUUUAUUACUUUAUUUUUCUUUUCUCCUCCCUUCACAUGUUACAAACCAGCAUUCUGGGGAGGUGUUCCUGUGUUUUCUGUUCAUCUGUGAGACAGCUCUCUUUCUGAGUCUCUGUAAAAGUGGAUCAAUGUCUUGUCUGUGCAGUAAGUUUGCUUGUACAUAUAAUGAGAAGUUGAGCUGGGUUGCUGUUCUGUACAAUUAGUGUUUCCACUGUCAUACCGCAAACAGCACAUACUGCACUCCUGUGCCACUGUAACCUGCAUCACUGUUGUACUCAAGUCAAUGAAUAAAGUUUGGAGCUUUAUUCUUAA
This is a messenger RNA of Pogoniulus pusillus (Red-fronted tinkerbird), 9353 nucleotides long. RefSeq names its product actin binding LIM protein 1 (gene ABLIM1). The transcript is spliced from 24 exons. The record is from RefSeq and is a predicted model, not a curated record. The coding region runs from base 93 to 2282 and encodes 729 amino acids. Gene Ontology annotation, molecular function: actin filament binding. Gene Ontology annotation, biological process: lamellipodium assembly; cilium assembly; cytoskeleton organization. Lineage: Eukaryota; Metazoa; Chordata; Aves; Piciformes; Lybiidae. Gene Ontology annotation, cellular component: actin cytoskeleton; stress fiber.